AUCCAGCCUCACCCUUUUUACUUCUUGCGCAUACUCAGGCAACAGUUUUGAGGUAAUUGCUGAUACUGACUUGAUAUCUGCGGCACGCGAGCUCAGUUACUCCCGGGCUCAAAGCAAAGCUCCUGCUCAACAGCUCGCUUGUGGUUGUAUGAUCACUACAACGUCAAUGCCUUGAUCUACGACCUAUAUCUACCUACAUAAUCCCUCGAGUGGCGGCUCGAUAUUUACAAUGGUCUCGUCAGAGUCUCAGGCCAUCACUCGGAGACCGUCCACUCAACAUUACCAGACGUUCUCCACACCACCGCCAAAGUCGCGUGGCCGUCCUCCAUCCCACGAUUCAGAUCGUUCGCACAGUUUCGGUAGUCCACAGUCCAAUGGCGAUGACGAUCAAAGCACAACGGGGCAGAAUAAGCUGCCCAAGAAGCAGAUGGCGGUAUUGGCGAUGAUAGCGCUCGCAGAACAAACAGCACUGAAUUCAAUAAGCCCUUAUCUCCCCGAUAUGACGUCGCGGUUCCCCGAAGUACAUGGUGAAAAUGUUGGAGUUUAUGUCGGAUUGAUUGCAUCGGCCUUUGCGCUGGCACAAUUUAUUACGAAUUAUUAUUGGGGAUGGUUAUCAGAUCGUGUGGGUAGGAAACCGGUGAUUCUGCUGGGGACUGCUUGCACUGCUGUGUGCUUCGUGCUUUUUGGGUUUUGUACAACGUUAUGGCAGGCAAUCUUGGUGCAGGCUUUGAUGGGGAUCCUCAACGGCAACGCUGGCCUUGUAUCCACUUGUCUGGGCGAGAUCACGAACCGCAGUAAUCAGUCGCGAGCGUUUACCUAUCUUCCUGUGUUAUAUGGCAUCGGAGGCAUCACUGGUCCUCUUUUGGGCGGGUCUUUAGUCCUCAAGACUAAUCCUCUGAAGAAGGGAGAACCCAACCCCUAUCCAUAUGUGCUUCCGAAUGUCAUAUCGGCGAGCAUCCUGAUCAUUGAUUUUAUCCUUGUCAUUUGUCUACUUGAAGAGAGCUUGGAGGACGCGGAGAACCUACCAACUAUCACCGAUAGAUUCAAACAACUGUUCAGCUGGGUGUGGGAAUUCACCACAUCCCACCGACCGACUUACCUGCGGGUCCGGUCUGGACCGGUUUAUCAUCACCUGGGUACGAGACACGGGCGAUCCUUUAGUGAUUUGACCCACGAUGAAACGGAUUUGGAUUCAGCUUCUGAGACGGCUGAAGAAGAUGAUCAUCCUCCGGAGUUGACGCGGGAAGAAAUCUUCAACCGGGAUACCAUUCUCUUAUUGCUAACAUACCUAAUCUUCGCACUGGUGAAUGUCUCUUUCAACUCUCUGUACCCCAUCUUUGCUCAGGCCCCGGAACCUGCUGGUCGAGAAUUAAGUCCCCAAGAGAUCGGUUUAUCCCUGGGUUUCUCUGGUGUCGUAACUAUCAUCUUCCAGAUCUGCGUCUUUGGAAAGUUACGUGAUAAAAUGGGGAAUAAAUGGUCAUAUCGCGCGGGUCUUCUGGGCUUCGUAAUCGCAUUCCUGCUCAUGCCGUUGAUUGGUUAUAAAGGCUCUGAUAAAAAUGGUCGUCUAUCCAAAAACUCGGCUUUGUUAGCUGUUGAACUUUGCUUUGUGCUACUCGUCAAGACUGUGGCCGCUGUGGGAGGAUUAACGAGUGCACUUUUACUAGUGACAAACUCGGCACCAAACCACUCUGUCCUAGGCGCUCUUAACGGUCUUGCGCAGACCCUCUCCGCAGCCGGCCGUGCAGUUGGCCCAUUCCUAUCCGGUGGACUUUUCUCACUCGCCCAGAAAUUGCAAAAGAGUGAAAUGCUUGCAUUCGGUGUCUUUGCUGCAGUCGCCUUUGUCGGGUUCGUGUUGAGCUUUGGUAUUCGAUCCUCGGCUCUUGAGGCUGCGGGGUGGAGUAGCGAUGAGGAUGAUUUGGAUAAGUCGGAUGAUGAAAUAGAGCAUGGAGCGUAAAAGUUUUCUACUCUCCUUUUAUGCCUUUUCCUUGUGGGGAGAUUAUAAUCUACUUCGCAAUGCUCCAUGAGAUAUGAUUAUACGUGAAAAUACUACCUACGGAUGUUCUGUAUUAAUCCUGAUUAGGAGUAUGCUUAAGCAA
Messenger RNA from Talaromyces stipitatus ATCC 10500, 2096 nucleotides. Its product is annotated as MFS transporter, putative. The record is from RefSeq and is a predicted model, not a curated record. The coding region runs from base 230 to 1954 and encodes 574 amino acids. Gene Ontology annotation, molecular function: transmembrane transporter activity. Gene Ontology annotation, biological process: transmembrane transport. Lineage: Eukaryota; Fungi; Ascomycota; Eurotiomycetes; Eurotiales; Trichocomaceae. The transcript has 2 exons.